Sarcophilus harrisii (Tasmanian devil) is the source of this 8453-nucleotide messenger RNA. It is a transcript of the gene KDM2B, whose product is annotated as lysine demethylase 2B. The transcript is spliced from 23 exons. Lineage: Eukaryota; Metazoa; Chordata; Mammalia; Dasyuromorphia; Dasyuridae. The record is from RefSeq and is a predicted model, not a curated record. Gene Ontology annotation, biological process: regulation of transcription by RNA polymerase II; protein demethylation. Bases 308 to 4105 code for a protein of 1265 amino acids. Gene Ontology annotation, molecular function: transcription coregulator activity; histone demethylase activity; DNA binding.
GCCUCCCUGCUCCGAACGCGAUCGGCAACAAUGUUUACGUUCCGGGGAUUAUGACGUCGCCGCCCUCCUCCUCCCCCCCCUCCCCAGUGAAAAUGGUUUCCUAGGACUUUGCAAAACGGAUCUCCCCAAAGUGUUGGUGCAAAAAACUUUGUAGAUCUCGGCUGGGGCUUUUUUUUUUUUUUCGGCUUCUUUUUCUUUCAGAUUCUGUUUUUGUUUUGUUUCCUUCGGUCCUUCUUCCUUCCCCCUCGGGGCCAAAAUGCAGGGGGCAGGAGUGUUGCCAAUUAAUUGGUGAACUCUCCCAAAAAAAAUGGAGGCAGAGAAAGGCUCUGGACGAAGAUUGCGUUCAAUCAACCGUCAGGGGUAUGACGAGAAUGAGGAUUCCUCGGACGUGGAGGAGAUUGUGAGCGUCAGGGGCUUCAGCCUGGAGGAGAAAUUACGCAGCCACCAGUAUCGGGGGGACUUCGUGCGAGCCAUGGACGGCAAAGAUUUCAACUUUGAGUACGUACAGAGAGAAGCCUUGAGAGUGCCUUUGGUCUUCCCAAACCCCGAUGGACUAGGAAUUAAGAUGCCCGACCCUGAUUUUACCGUCCGGGAUGUCAAACUCCUAGUGGGGAGCCGGCGACUGGUGGAUGUGAUGGACGUCAACAGCCAGAAGGGCACGGAGAUGAGUAUGUCCCAGUUCGUGCGCUACUAUGAGAUGCCUGAAAACCAACGGGAGAAAUUGUACAAUGUCAUCAGCCUCGAGUUCAGCCACACCAAGCUGGAGAACCUGGUCAAGCGGCCCAAUGUGAUCGACUUGGUGGACUGGGUAGACAACAUGUGGCCCCAGCACCUGAAAGAGAAGCAGACGGAGUCUACCAAUCUCAUUGCAGAGAUGAAGUACCCCAAAGUUAAGAAAUACUGUCUGAUGAGCGUCAAAGGCUGCUUCACGGACUUCCAUAUCGAUUUUGGAGGUACAUCUGUGUGGUACCACGUCUUCCGGGGCAAGAAGAUAUUCUGGCUGAUCCCCCCCACUUGGCACAACUUGGAACUUUAUGAAGAGUGGGUACUCUCAGGAAAGCAGAGCGACAUCUUCCUGGGAGACCGAGUUGAACAAUGCCAAAGAAUUGAGCUGACCCAGGGCUACACGUUUUUUAUCCCUUCCGGCUGGAUCCAUGCUGUCUACACGCCAGUAGAUUCCCUGGUUUUUGGCGGAAACAUCCUGCAUAGCUUUAAUGUGCCCAUGCAGCUGCGCAUCCAUGAGAUAGAGGACAGAACGCGGGUACAGGCCAAAUUCCGGUACCCUUUCUACUAUGAGAUGUGUUGGUAUGUUUUGGAGAGAUACGUACACUGCGUGACCCAGCGUUCCCACCUCUCUCAGGAGUACCAGAGAGAAUCAAUGCUCAUUGAUGCCUCGAGAAAACCCAGUGUAGACGGCUUCUCAUCUGAUUCUUGGCUGGAGAUGGAUGAGGAAUCCUGUGAGUUGCAUCCCCAGGAGGAGGAAAAGGAAAAGAAAGAGAAGGAGGAGAAAGAGAAGGAAGAGAAGGAAAAGGAGAAGGAAGGGAAGAAGGAAGAGAGGGAGAAGGAAGAUAGCGUGGACAGAGUACCUAAGCCGUUGGCCCCAGUGGUUCCCCCCAUCCUGCCCGUCCUGCCCGUCCUGCCCAUCCCGCCCAUCCUGCCCUUCCUGCCCCCCAAUGCCACCGCCUCUCCUACCAGCAUCCCCUCGGAGGGCCAGGAGGCCGCCAUGAAGAAGCCCAAAGCAGCCGCCAUGCGGUACCUCAAAAGGACUUUGUCCAACGAGUCAGAUGAGAGCGUCAAAUCUGCCAUGACCACAGAUUAUCCCAAAACCCCGACAGGCUCCCCUGCCACAGAAGUCUCCACCAAGUGGACUCACCUCACAGAGUUUGAACUGAAGGGUCUGAAAGCGCUAGUCGAGAAACUGGAAUCCCUUCCGGAGAAUAAGAAAUGUGUCCCCGAGGGGAUUGAGGACCCCCAGGCGCUUCUGGAGGAUGUGAAGAAUGUCCUGAAGGAGCAUGCUGAUGAUGAUCAAAGCCUGGCGAUCACUGGCGUGCCUGUGGUCACGUGGCCCAAGAAGACAACAAAGAACCGUGCAGUGGGUCGGCCCAAGGGGAAGCUGGGCCCAGCCUCGGCAGUGAAGUUGGCCGCCAACCGGACGACAGCAGGGGCACGCCGGCGACGGACGAGAUGCCGCAAGUGCGAGGCCUGCCUGCGGACCGAGUGUGGCGAGUGUCACUUCUGCAAGGACAUGAAGAAGUUUGGGGGGCCCGGGCGCAUGAAGCAGUCGUGUAUCAUGAGACAGUGCAUCGCGCCAGUGCUGCCCCACACCGCUGUGUGCCUGGUGUGCGGCGAGGCGGGGAAGGAAGACACGGUGGAGGAAGAGGAGGCCAAGUUUAACCUCAUGCUCAUGGAGUGCUCUAUUUGCAACGAAAUCAUCCACCCCGGAUGCCUUAAGGUGAAGGAGUCAGACGGCGUGGUCAACGAUGAGCUUCCCAACUGCUGGGAGUGUCCCAAGUGCAAUCAUGCCGGCAAGACUGGGAAAGCGUACAAGCAAAAGCGCGGCCCCGGGUUCAAGUACGCCUCGAACCUGCCCGGCUCGCUGCUGAAGGAGCAGAAGAUGAACCGGGACAACAAGGAAAGCUGGACGGCGGAGGGGAGUCCGGGGGCGCCGGCGCAAGUCAGGGAGCACGCCGAAGUUGCCCGUGGCGCCAUCCUCCCGGGGGAAUCCGGAGGCAGAGGCCCCUCGGGCGGCCCCUUUGAGUCGGUCUGGGGGUUGGGACGCUCCCCCCUUGUGGGGUCCGGCCUCCACACCCCCCAGAAGGGCCGGGCCCUGGUGAGCACAGGAAGCGCCGUGCGGGCCCUUGAGAACCUCCAGCAGUGUCAGUGCCAGGGCCCCCAGCGUGGUGCUGUCGGACCACCGCGGGACCGGGGGCGGGCGUGGCGGGCUGCCCCUAAGGCCCGCCCCCUGUGGGGCGAUCCUGGAAAAAGCAGGGCCGGAGGACGCCCCAAGCCCCGGCCUUUAAAGGGCCGGAAGACCUGCAGGGAAAACAAGGAAGCGUCAGUCAGGUCCAAGCUCCCCCUGCGGGGCCCCACGGGCGCCCGGGGCCCCGACAAAAAGGAGUGCGCCCCGGGCGGCGGCUCCCAACAAAGGGAGCUGGCAGGGCUGACAAGAGCUGAACCAGGAGAUCCAGGGGCCGAGAACAGCCUGCUGCGGAACCACCAGCCCAUCAAUGGGCGGGAGGCGGAGCGAGGGCGGCUAACCCUGCCCCCUGGAUGGGGCCCGCCCGUCAUGCAGCGGGAAGUCUGGAUGGCCGUGUUCAGCUACCUCAGCCACAGUGACCUCUGUGUCUGCAUGCGGGUCUGCAAGACCUGGAACCGCUGGUGCUGUGAUAAGCGGUUAUGGACCAAAAUUGACUUGAACCACUGCAAAUCCAUCACCCCACUGAUGCUCAGUGGGAUCAUCCGCCGACAGCCCAUUACCCUGGACCUCAGCUGGACCAACAUCUCCAAGAAGCAACUCAGCUGGCUUAUCAACAGGCUGCCUGGGCUCCGGGACCUGCUGCUGUCCGGCUGCUCCUGGAUCGCGGUCUCUGCCCUGUGCAGCUCCAGCUGUCCUCUGCUGCGAACACUGGACGUGCAGUGGGUGGAAGGACUCAAGGACGCCCAGAUGCGGGACCUUUUGUCCCCCCCCACAGACAACCGACCAGGCCAGAUCGACAAUAGGAGCAAGCUCCGUAACAUUGUGGAACUGCGCCUCGCUGGGCUGGACAUCACGGACGCUUCCCUGCGGCUCAUCAUCCGCCACAUGCCCCUGCUCUCCAAACUGCAUCUCAGUUACUGUAACCACGUCACCGACCAGUCCAUCAACCUGCUGACGGCAGUAGGGACGACCACCAGGGAUUCCUUAACAGAAAUUAACUUAUCAGACUGCAAUAAGGUUACUGACCAGUGCCUGUCCUUCUUUAAACGUUGUGGAAAUAUCUGUCAGAUUGACCUAAGGUACUGUAAACAGGUGACCAAGGAAGGCUGUGAGCAGUUCAUAGCCGAGAUGUCGGUGAGCGUCCAGUUUGGGCAAGUGGAAGAAAAACUCCUACAGAAACUGAGUUAGUCCAAGGACAGGUGUGUAAAUAGCGGGCUGGGGAGGGGGGAAGGAGAGGGGGAAAAUGACUUUCAUUUCAGAAUACAUGGGGAUUUUAUUUUACACUUGGAACUGGACUCGCAGACAAGAGCAAAGAUCCCGUUUUACAAGCCCUAAUGAUCGAUUGAUCCCGGAAAGGACCGAGUUCACCUCCCACCUUGUGAACGCCCAACGCACGCAUGGCCAGCCGGGGCACUCUGCACUCCCUGGCUUCUGUGAUGAUUCCUAAGAGAUAUUCACAGCUGGGGGGCGGGGGGUUGGGGGGAGGGAGGGAAGGACAGACUGUUGAGAUAUUAUUUAAAUUACCGGAGCAUGAGCUUGGAAGUGUACAUUUUUUUAAUUUCUACUCCUCUUUUUCCCAUGGUGACCCCCUUCCCCCUGCCAAGUUUUUAGUAUCUUUCCAACGGACCACAAGCUGCAUUUCUGCCACCUCGACCCAUCCUUUGUUUUGUUUUGUUUUUGUUACAUGAUACAUGAUGCAGAACUAUUUUUGUACAAAUUGUUUAAAGGUUAUUUAUGCAACAUUUGAAUGCACACCAGUGUUGUUUUUCGUUUUUGAUUUUGGUUUGGGAUUGCCAACAUUUAUGGUUUACUUAAGGUAGGAGAGAACUUCACCUAUACUUCAUAGAUAAUACUCCAUCAGCAGAUGUGUCCAGGUCUGACCAAGCAGGCUCACACUUUCAAUUUAAAAGCAUGUUUGAAUGGGAGUUUAUAUCCUGCUUGUAUCCUUCAGAAGUGACAUAAGCAUGUUGUGGGAAAACGGUGUCAAUUAUAGUUGAAGACAGACAUUUGGCCAAGUUUUCUCUGUAUAGAAUUCACCUUUUUCCCUCAAAAUUUUCCAAUUCCGAUUUCAGCUUUUGCACAUAGGAGGUUUUUGCUCCAGCAUGAGCUCUUGUUAUUCUAUAGACCUAAUUUAUACAGUGAGUCAAGCCACAGAAUAAAUGGUCAAACAUAGUCUCUUUUUCUCCUUUCCUUUGCAAUGUGAGUUGAGUUCUUGGUUCAGGUUUUCUGCCAUGCUUCCUUCCUUAUUGUACAAUUAUGCAUUCGUAAGUGCCAUUGUUGUAAGGUGGUGUUUUCAUAGCCCUUCCCAAUGAAUUUUUACCUUUGUUGAGUUUGUAUAAACAAUUGUACAAAAGACAACACCACAAGCCUUUGAGGGUUUCUGUUCUAGGGAGUGGGAAAGAACUGGUUUGGAGGGCAGACUCAUUGACCAUGUCAUGAGAGCAAGUACCAUUGAAAACAGGAAUAGCCUCUAGUUCCUAGUAACAGAUGACUCUUCUAGGCUUAGAUGGAGCUGGAAGGGAUGAGGCCAUCUAUCAAGGAGGCUGAGUAGAGUCCUCAUUUGGAUGGGAGGCAAAAUGUCUGCUCAGCAUUUGGUUCAUUUCUCUAUUAGAUGGGGAGAGGGAACCUCAAACAUUUCUUAAUGAAUGGUUUCAAUAAAACAAGUAGCCUCAUUUAAUUAAGAUGGGUCCAGUUAACAUGGGGCUUAACAAAACCAGUGUCUUGAGGUUAGACAGACUCGGGUAGCUAUCAUUCAAUAGAGCUGGAGAGCUCCAUCCAGCCUCAAACUUAGGGGGAAUUGAUUGUUCCUUUCAGAGAAUCAGUUGAUCUCUUUAAUCUGGAACUUUGCCAGAGGUAGGUUAUCAGUGCUGAAUUCGUUAGGAAAUCUGGGUCACUAUGACUUCCUAGGCCAGUGACCAUGAACAAGCCUUACUUUCUGAGCUGAGGCUCUGGUCUCUACAAUCUCUCUACUUCUCGUGCUUGCAGCAGUGUUCUUUGGAGACAUCAUGUAGAGAUGCAUGGCACUUGUUUCCAUCAUAAGCCAUUUUUCAGUACCCACUAUUGGAUAACCCCACCUUAUCAGCAGCUGCUUUGAUGUGCGGCAUGGUCAAGCCUGUCUACAUCAGCUUUUUGUUUGUGAAAUGAAAAUGGUAAACCGAGACUUAGACUGCAAUGUUGGUAGUGGAGAGUUCCCUCUAUCUGUAUGUAGAUGACAAAACUGGGGUCCUGCUGACAUGCCCUUUGUACAUGGUGCCAUUUGCAGCUCCUUGAAUGUUAGUUUGGAAACUAUUUUGUUCCAUAAGGGUUCCCUUCAACAGCAAUUGUAAAUAAUUCUUUAUACAAUAUACCCAGUGAGCAACUUAACCUUUAUUUAAAACUCUCCAAUGAGAUCCCACCAGCUCCAGAGGAAGCCUAUCAAUCUCAUCUCAACCAUUCUAAUUACAAGGGUCUUCUUAUUUAAGAGAUUUAAGUUUGCCCUUUAGUAACUUCCAUCUGCCCCUCACUUUGCCCUGUGAGGUCAAACAUUAACUGAAUCCAUCUUCCAUGUGACAGCUCUUCAGGUUCUUGAAGGCUGUUCUCAGCCCAGAGGCUCAGCACAUCUCUACUUCUCAUGCAACUUGAUUUCAAAGUUCUUCACUGCAACUCACAGCUUUUCUAUCACAUGGUGCUUAGGGUUGAACUCGGUAUUCCAGAUGUGGUCUGACCGGUUCCUGCAGGACUUGGACAUUGUGCUUCUCAAUGUAGUCAUCACACUGUGGAAUUUGUUAAGCUUUCAAGGCCACUAAAAAGCUCCAGAUCUUUCAGACUGUUAUCUAGCAAUUCCCAUGAUGUAUUGAAGUUGAAUGACUUCUAUUUGUUCCUAUUAAAAGUGUACAUUUUAUUCUGCCCAUUGGCCAGCCUGGAUCUUUGUGAAUUGACUUUGCUCUAUUUCUCCUAGUUUUAUUGAGAAAAACAGCUUAAGGGGUUCCUAUAAGGCUGAUGUGAAUAAAUAAGGUCAGUUUCUACCUCUUUUGAAAUGCUUUGGCAAAAAUCUUAAAUUGAUCUAAAUUAUACAGCAUCCUGUGAUCUAAACUGCCCUUCUCCUGUGAUCCCUGUAAGAACUCUGUUCAGAAAACAAUCUGUGACUGGUGGCCAUCUCUGCAAUUAUACUAGCACUUCAUCCAGCAAUGGUGUGCUGCUCCUAUCCUGUGAGUAGGGGUCUUGGUGGUGGUCAAUCCUUUUUUGAGAUUGUCAGAGUUAGUGAACAUCAGAAUUCUAAGUGGAGUGUGGCUGCCACCUUCAGAGAAGUCCCUUUCUACAGAUUAUUAGUUCCUGGAGGCCUGUCAUUUUUGCAUGUUUUAGACCUGGUCUCUUCUUGCUAUGGUGGAACAGAGGCAGAGAGAGGAAAACAAGUGCUGUGAUCUACUCCCUUCUAAAUUCCACCCAGCUUCCAUCUUUGACAUCUCUGUCCCAAACCAUCUAUCUAUCUGUACCACCAAGUCCUCUAAGUGCCACACGAGGCUUAUCUAAGCUUGUUUGCCUCAGUGUUGAAGCAGCUGGACCUCACUACUGAUAUGUCCACAGAGCACAUUAGGAGCACAUAAGGCUCUCUGCUCCUCGCUCCUCUGUCCUAAUGUCUUCCAAGUUUCCUUCCUGGGAAUGGCUCUUUGGUGGUUACCCUUGCUUUUAAAAGGUAAGGGCGGGAAGCAAUCUGUUUCUUGGAAAUGCUAAGAUCUUUCCCUGACAGCUGCAAAACAGACCACAGUCGAGCAUUUAUCAAGCUAAAAGAUUGGGAGGUAGAGUACAGGGAGCAGUCUGAAGUACCCUUUCACAGGUCCCGCUUCUCCACGGGAUAUUAAAUAUCAGCAAAGAAAUUCCCAAAGUUUACAGUUUACAUACCAUAAACAAGAUGAAGCUUAUCAGCAGUAGAUCAAAGAGCAGGCAAGAUUUUACCAACUUAAAUGGAUUCCGUGGAUUAUCUUAGAUCCUAUCUAUACACAGGUCAUAGUUGUUUUGAUACAUUAUUUUUAGAACAUUUUUUUUUACCUGAGGGGAAUCCCCCCCCCCCCUCCCCUCCAACCCUAAGGCUUUUUUAUUUGUAGCUUCAUGAACAUUCCAACAACACCUGCUACUUCUUAAGAUUUAUGGAAACACCGAGAACGGGAAUCUUGGGGUCCCCCAAAUUCAGUGCUUCAACAAGAAAAGCUGAGUUAACACCUCCUUAGUACAUUAACUAGAUGUGGAGAUCUAGUUAAAGUCUUUAAAUUUUUAAAAAAGUCCAUCAUAGAUUUCUACAUGUAGGCAAGACCACUCUGGUUCAUGGAUCUGUUUCUGUAGUUAAAUCAAUUUGUUACCCAAAACAAAGUUUUGUGAUUUUUUUUUUUUUGCACGUAUAAUAUAAAUUUGAUCAAUUUAAAAUUUGUUUAAAAUCUGUAAUUUAUUCCUAAACUUGAAAUGAAUUAUUAGCAGGAUAGAACUGAGGGGGAAAACAAAACAAAAACAAAAACACCUUCACUAUACAAGAAUGUGAAAUGUUACAAAAAAAAAAAAAAAAAAA